AUGGAAGACGAAGUGGAAGAAGUGAACUACAAUAAUUUCGAUGAUGAUUUUUAUCAUAAAUCAGUUAGUUUUAUCACUAGAAUCUCAAAAAAUACCCAAUAAUUGCGGUUUUCAGGAAGCUGCUGGAAAUUUUGAAAAUUUCGUCGAUUCCGAUUCAGAUGAGGAUAUCAGUUUUGUGGCCGACGAAGUUUUAAUGCCCAAAGAAAUUGCAAAGCGAAAAAUCGAAUUCGCGCUGAACGAUAUCAACGAACAAAUGAGUUCGGGCCUCAAACGAGUCGUUUUGAGAACGUUGUUAUCAAACAAAUUCUCAAAAACUGAUUUUUUUUGCAGAUCCUACGACAAUUCACACUUCCAGCUCAAAUACAGCUCGAAUUUGAAGUUGAAACUGGAAAGAGACCUAAAUUGUCUGCAUCAAGUGUACGAUUUGCUGGAAAAUGAUAAAAAAUCGACGAAAAGAGAAAUGUAUUACGAGUUCAAAGCGCUUUAUGGCGUUCAGAAGAACAUGGACACGUCGAUCAAGGCGGUUUGUGAGCUGUUGGACGAAAAACGCAGUAAUUUGAAUAUUGUACGGUUUUCCGGGAUUCUUUCUAAUUUUCUGAACAUUGACGUUUUCCAGUUAUCGUGUGGGCGUGGCCUGCUCCGUGGCGCCAUCACCUUCAUCACUGAUAAAUUCGGAAUUAUUGAUGGAAGAGAGCAAACUGUGCUCGUAACAGGUACGCGGAAAUUCGAGAACAAAUUCCAAUUUUUUUGCAGACUCAUUCCUGUCGUCCGACCUGAUUUGCGAGGCGAAAUUCGUGUUGAUAGUGGAAAAGGACACGACGUUCCAGAAGCUUCUCGACGAGAACUUCCAGUCGAUUUUCCCGGACGGAAUUCUGGUGACCGCCCGCGGAUAUCCGGACAUUUCCACACGAAACGUCGUCAAAUUCAUCGCCGAAAAACGACGGAUUCCUGUUUUCGGGCUGUUUGACGCUGACCCACAUGGUAGGGGAUCUUGUAAAAAUUGAAAAAAAUGGUUACAUUGCGUCAGGCCUCGAAAUCUACUUGACAUACAAAUACGGAGCCAUGAAAGAGAAAGCGGAAGGGCGAGGAGCGUUCGUGCCGACUCUUCAGUGGAUUGGGUACUUUUCUCUUCAAAACCUGUUCAAAAUCUAUGGAAAUAACAUUUCGAUUUGAAAUUUUGCUAAUUUUACCCAAAAACGUCCCGAAAAAGUUCCAAUUUUUUGCAGAUUAUACCCAUCCGACUUCCACAAAUUCCCGAUCGAUCCGUCGCAGAUAUUGUCGCUUUCCAAUCAGGAUCACACGAAAAUCCACCGUCUCAUCCCUCGUUCCAUUCAAUUGGGCGAGCAGGAAGUGACGCGCGAGCUCGACUGGAUGCUCCAGAAUCGAUUUAAGCUCGAACUCGAGUCUGUGAAUCUGUGCGGCAGCGAAUUCAUGUCUCGAUUUCUGAUCCGGCCACGCCUUUUGGGGCUGGAGCCGGAAAUUCCGAGAAUUGAGCACAAAAUUGGCGAAUCAGAUGAAGAAGAGAAUAGUGACAUCGAGGACGCCGAACUUAUUUCCGAAUUGAUAGAAGAAAUGAUCGCAAAUGAUAGUAGUCAGGAAUUUUAA
Molecule: messenger RNA, 1605 nt
Organism: Caenorhabditis sp. 36 PRJEB53466
Lineage: Eukaryota; Metazoa; Nematoda; Chromadorea; Rhabditida; Rhabditidae
Source: the annotation of a GenBank genome assembly